AUGUCGCAGGAUCGCGUCGUCGCAGAAGCAGGUUUACUUCGUGACGACAUCGCACGCGACGACGACGACGCGUCCGCCGCCGCCGACGGCAACGACAGUGACGAUGGCGGCGGCUGCGACGACGGCGGCGACGAGAACCACCACCGCAAUUCUCUCCGCCGCAAUGCCGUUGCCGCCGCGGCCAGUCACCGCACCGGCGUGCGUGUCAGUCCGCCGCUCGGAGGAGGCUCUGACGCCGAUGCGGCGGGAGGUGCGACGGGGAUAGACACGGCAUUGGCUGAGCAGCAACGCGGCGGCGGCGCGAGCCCGGAUGCUCGGCCGGAUUCGAGCGCCAUUGCGGCGCUAGUGAACUCGGAUGGGUACAGGUGGAUCAAGUACGGCGAGAAGCGCAUUUGCGACAACACAGCAUUCAGGGCUUAUUACAAGUGCACGUGGGCGCGCGCGCGCGCGUGUUGUCGCGCGCGCAAGAUCGUCGACUUCCACCCGGCGCACCCGGACCGCACGAGCAUCGAGGCGCGCCACGAGCACAACCACCCGCUCUCCGCGGGGUCCUUCCCCCGCUCGCCGCGAGUCGCUCUUCCCCCCCUCCGCGGCGGAAAAACACCCACCGCCUCUGCCAGCUUCCGCGCGAAGGCGCACGGAUUUGCGGGGCUCCGCUGCAUCGAAGGCAGCGGCGGAAGGGAGCAAGCGGGCGGCGGACUGAAACCUCCGCGGACUGGGCAAAACGGGAAAACCGUCCGCGACUUCGCCACUAGCGCGGCAGCGGCGGCCAUCACUGCGGAAGCGGCGCAGAGCCUCGCCCGCCGGCCCUUCCGCCCGCGGCGGGCCCUUCCCGCGAAUAUUCCCGCCGCCGCAGAGGCUCGUGGGCAUCAGCGGGGAAGCAACACUAGUAGUAGUAACGCCGUCGCUGCGCGCAGCUCUCGCGGCUCCAAUGCACUGCCCGCGCAGAAUCAGUAUGGGUCCGCGCUGGCUGGGUCCGCGCUGGCUGGGUCCGCGCAGGCUGGGUCCGCACAGGCUGGGUCCGCGCAGGCUGGGUCCGCGCAGGCUGGGUCCGCGCAGGAUCAGGACAGGUCCGCGCAGGCGGCUGGGUCGGCUGCAUCCGCGGGGACAGCGGCUGCUGCGAGUGCGCGCGGAAUGAGCGCCGCUCCGGAAGCUGCCCUGGCGCCGCAGGUGCAGCAGCAGGCCCAGAGCACUGCGGUGCAGCAGGCGCAGCAGGUGCAGCAGCAGGCCCAGAGCACUGCGGUGCACGACUUGCGAAACGCCGCGCGCGAGCGCGAGCGCGACCCGGGGAACGUGCGCAGGUUGAGAAACGCGCGCAUCUUGGGGAGCGUGCGCGAUCUUUGGAACGUGCGCAAGCAGGGGAACGCCGCGCGCAACCUGCACAAUGCGUAUGGCGCGCGCAAGCAGGGCAACGCACCCGACCAGGGCAACAACCUCGACCAGGAAGGCACGAGUGUUUGUCUUCUGCCUGCGGCAAAGCGGAUGCGCGGCGUUGCAGUGGGUCGAAUAAGCGGGCACCCAGGCCAUGGUGGGUUCAACCAUGCCUCUGCUGCCGCCCCUGGUGCCCCUGGUCGGGCUGGUGCGGCGUCUGGUGGGCCUGGGUGUGCUGUUCCUGCUGCUGCUGCUGCUGCUGCUGCUGCUGCUGCUGCUGCUGCUGCUGCUGCUGCUGCUGCUGCUGCUGCUGCUGCUGCUGCUGCUGCUGCUGCUACGCCUCCUGCAGGAGCACCUACUGCUGAUCCACAUGCGUGCAACACACUGUGUUCCCUCCCUCCUCUUGCACCUCCACCUCCCUCCACUGCACUCCCUCCUUCUCCUGCCCUUCCCCUUCCUCCCACUGCGCCUGCCAUGAUACCUGCUUUCUCAUCCCCCCUCGUCCCACCUGCAUCUGCCGCCGCUGCCGCUCCUGCUUCUCCCCUUCCGGGUUCUUCUCCCACUGCGCCUCCUCUCCUUUGCCUAUCGCCAGCAUUGCACGUUACAGCUUGGCAGGACUGCACCGCUCCCACUGUCAGACCCAAGCCGUGUCACUUCGACCUGUGCCUCUCCACUCCAUCCGCCACCCUCACCCCCCUCACGCGUUUUGAGUCGACUCAAAACCGGCGGCACAGUACUGCUGCACCCAUUCACAGUCUACCCCCAUCGCCCAUGUCUGCCUCUACUGCUCUGAACAUCUCAGAUCAAGCGUCGGCGCUGGGUUUUUCCUGGGAAACUUCGCAGCUGCUAGCUGACAUAGAACGCCGUACCAGCGCAUCAUUACUGCCGGAAAUAUCCGUUGCGAGGGGUGAUGACGCCAUGUGGCAGGCAGCGGUUGGUCGGCUGAACGAGGCAUUGGAAGAGAUCAACUCGCUGAGGCGGAUUGUGGCUCGGCAAGAGGUGCAGCUGAUGGUGCAGCAGAAGCAGCUUCAGGAGGGGCAACAGCACCAGCAGCAGCAGCACCAGCAGCAACACCACCAGCAGCAGAAGCAGCAGCAGCAGCAGGUGCUGGCUUUCAUUUGA
Molecule: messenger RNA, 2493 nt
Organism: Closterium sp. Naga37s-1
Lineage: Eukaryota; Viridiplantae; Streptophyta; Zygnematophyceae; Desmidiales; Closteriaceae
Source: the annotation of a GenBank genome assembly